UAAAGGAGACGCAACAAAGCCAAGAUGAGGUCCGCGGCUCCUGGUUCUCGCCUACAGCCCGGUUUACUAUCGCUUUAAGAACGUACUAAUACCGUGUCUGCUUCUUUAAAAGAUGCUUUUUGCAGAGUUCUAACUAAAGUUUCUGGAAAUAUACAAUAGAAAGCGCGAGAGGAAUCCGGGCGCGAGGAGGACGCGGUGCAAUAUGUUUGUGUGCACGAGCAAGGCCUUAAUCGAGCAAAGUGUUUUCUGGUUUUUUAUACCAUAUUUAUGAUUUCAUGUCCUGUCGGAUUAAUUACAGCUAUUAACCUGAGUGCAGUUCGGUUUUUUUUCGGGGGAUGAUGGAAGUGCAGCGUGUGGAGAAAAACGAGAAGCGCGAGAAAGAUGAAGCAGAGGAGGCCGCGCGCACAUCCCCGGACUCGAGUGUGACCCGCACGCCGCGCAGGGCGCUCCGGGGCCGGGGUGCGACUCGAGCGAACUCCGCCGCUCCGCCUCCUGCUUCAUCCCCGGACGCGAACGGAACCCAGAGCGCACCGGGAUCCGGCCGGGUGCUGCGCGACCGCUCCACGCGAUCCGUGCCUGUGUGGAGGAGGAGAGACCUGGGAGCCGAGCAGGAGGAGGAAGAGGAGGAGGAGGAUGAAGAGGGGGAAGAGGAGGAGGAAGCGGAAACUCGACGACGGAGGAGAGCAGCGUGUCCGCGGCGCAGGAGGAACGCAGAGGCGGCCAGAGACAGCAAAGCUCAGUGUGGAGACAGUAAGGACACAUCAGGCACUCGAGCAGGGAGCAGGCGAGCGCAGAGCCGCAGCAGAACAUCGUCGUCUCGGGGAGCUCGGGCAUCAGCGAGGGUCGUGUGUAAAAGCGAACCGGAGACAGAGACCACUUGUGCAGAGGAAAAUAAAUCGGCUGAGAAAAAGAUAAGCACUGAGAAGAAGAGUGAGGUAAAGAAGAUUGAGGUGCUGCAAGGAGAGAAGGAGCCUCCCUUCACAGACGACCCAAAAGACCAGACGUAUGAGCCUCAUGCGCAGAGCGAGGACAACGAGGGUGUCAGCAGUGAUGAGGACGUACCCUUUAAGGAUGACCUCAAUGACCAGAGCUACGACCCCAAAUCUGGGAGGGAGACUCAGAAGCCGAGACGCAGAGCGCCUUCACGGGCGAGAGAAAAGAAGGAAAAAGCGGGAGAGAAAGACAAAGAGACGGAGGUGAAGACUGAAGGAGUGGAGACGACGGACGUGAAGCAGGAGGCUGCAGAGGGAGCCGAGCCACCCAGGAAGAGAGGUCGCCGAAGAAAAGACGACAAAAGCCCUCGCCUUCCCAAGAGAAGGAAGAAGCCCCCGGUGCAGUAUGUGCGCUGUGAGAUGGAGGGAUGUGGAACAGUUCUUGCUCAUCCACGCUACCUUCAGCAUCACAUUAAAUAUCAGCACUUAAUGAAGAAGAAGUAUGUGUGUCCUCACCCGUCCUGCGGUCGUCUGUUCCGCCUUCAGAAACAGUUACUGCGCCACGCCAAACACCACACAGAUCAGAGGGACUACAUCUGUGAGUUCUGCGCACGUGCAUUCAAGAGUUCUCACAACCUCGCUGUUCACCGCAUGAUACACACUGGAGAGAAACCACUGCAAUGUGAGAUAUGCGGUUUUACCUGUCGCCAGAAAGCGUCUCUGAACUGGCACAUGAAGAAGCACGACGCUGACGCUUCCUACCAGUUCUCCUGCGCCAUCUGCGGCAAGAAGUUUGAGAAGAAGGACAGCGUGGUGGCUCACAAGGCCAAGAGUCACCCGGAGGUCCUGAUCGCAGAGGCUCUCGCUGCGAACGCCGGCGCCCUGGUCGGCACACCGGCUCCAACCACCACUCAGGUGACGCCAGUGGGCGUCAGCCCCGUCAUGCUGCUGGACCAGGAGCAGUCGCUGCACACCAUGCAGGUGCCCGUCUCUCUCACAAUGCCCUCUACGGACGAGGUGAAACGUGAAACAGAAGGGGGCGGAGUCUCUGCGGCAAACCCGGCUUCUUCUAGUCAGACGCUGCAUUUUCUCUCCGCCCCCGUGUCCCAGCAACAGCUCUCGGUUCAGGCUACUCCACAAAUCGUUCACAUGACCUUCACCACGCUCUCACAGCAGCUCCCCCUACUCUCCGUCACACAUCAGCUGCCCCCGAGUACGAGCUCCGCCCCUUCCGUCUCACUCCUCCCGCAGAUCACUUCUGUAGCUUUCACCGCAGAACCUACACCUCCUCAUCCUCCUCCUCCAACAUCUCCUCCACCUCAGGGUGACAGGAAAGAGGGUGGGGCAUUGUGGGAUGGUGGAACUGAGAACGUGGGUGGGGUUUGGGAAGCGGGCGGGGCCGGAGAAGUGCAGGUUGUCACGGACAGUUCGGACGGGACGAUCCAACACAGAAUGAUGUAGGAAAGAAAGACGGAAUCGCAGAGGAAGGAUGUGGAUGCUAGUUUUGGAAUUACACAACGGAGAUUCCCGGCUGUUUCUAUGGCAACCAAACAAUAGACAUGUGGAUACGCUGAAAGUAUGAUAGCUAAGAGAUAGCUAAAAGAUGUGGGCUAUAAAUAUAAAUUACACCAAACUAUUAAUAAUCAUCCAGUGCAAGGAAAGCUGGGAAACCCGAGUCUCACUGCCUCUGACUGUUGCGACAUGAAAUGCUGAGUCUGAGACGUUAAGUGUGUUGCCAUAAUUCCAACUAACGCUGUUGCUCCUCAUUCUCCUCUAUAGGACUUUUGAUCUAUUGUGUGUUCAUACUGAAGUGUGCUAGGUUUGUAGAUGUGUGUGUCUCACAAUGUUGUCUUGAUGGUUGUUUAUUGUUUUUGUUUUUUUGGUACGUGCACACUAAGUCUUUUUGUUAUGUUUAAUUUUCCAUGUGUCUGUCAGAGUUUCAUGCAUUAUAUUUUAGGAUCCUUUGAUUAAUUUUUAUUCUUCCUUCCUGUCUGUUUUUAAGUGACUCUCUGAAGACUGCUUAUAAUAACCUUAUAACGGGCCACUAAUAGACAUUAAAUGUUUGUUUAAUUGUACACCGUGGGGGUGGGGGGUAUUUAUUAAAUCCACAGGUUUCUCUUUAGCCGGGUUGGCUAAACUGCUAGCUAGAAGCUUUCCUUAGUUGUAACCAGCAUUAGCCUUUAGUUCCUCGUCGAUGGAGCGAAGCGCGGAAUCCUAGAAGAUAGAACAGGCUUGACCUUUUGGACUUUGUAGUUUGAAAGUUUUUUUUUCUACAAUACUAUUUUCAUCCUUGCAGAACUGAACAGCAAUCCAGUACUGAAGGUCACACGGCGCUGAGACUGUUUAAAUUUCAAAUCGUUUUAUGUGAUGUAGCAAAAAAAGAUUUCACGUUUUAUAAACCUCUCAGACUCACUAAUCAUAUCCAAAACAUGUCUGCACUCCUCUAACUGUGUGUGUGUGUGUAAACAGGAAGUAAAUAUCAUGCUUCUGUACAUCCUGCUAAUAAACACUGAAGAACAA
This is a messenger RNA of Clarias gariepinus (North African catfish), 3452 nucleotides long. It is a transcript of the gene zfp91, whose product is annotated as ZFP91 zinc finger protein, atypical E3 ubiquitin ligase. NCBI's taxonomy places the organism in Eukaryota, Metazoa, Chordata, Actinopteri, Siluriformes, Clariidae. Gene Ontology annotation, cellular component: nucleus. The transcript is spliced from 12 exons. The record is from RefSeq and is a predicted model, not a curated record. Gene Ontology annotation, biological process: regulation of transcription by RNA polymerase II. Gene Ontology annotation, molecular function: transcription coregulator activity. The coding region runs from base 336 to 2393 and encodes 685 amino acids.